Messenger RNA from Cinclus cinclus, 1796 nucleotides. It is a transcript of the gene HDAC8, whose product is annotated as histone deacetylase 8. Gene Ontology annotation, molecular function: histone deacetylase activity. The transcript has 12 exons. Lineage: Eukaryota; Metazoa; Chordata; Aves; Passeriformes; Cinclidae. Bases 51 to 1157 code for a protein of 368 amino acids. The record is from RefSeq and is a predicted model, not a curated record.
CGCCCCGACCAGCGACGUUGCGGGUGCUGGUCCCGGCUGUGCCGGCCCCGAUGGCGGCGGUGCCGCCGCCGGUCUACGUAUACAGCCCGGAGUAUGUGGCCCUCUGCGACUCCCUCUGCAAAGUGCCCAAGCGGGCCAGCAUGGUGCAUUCGCUGAUUGAAGCGUAUUGCUUACUUGACCAGAUGAAGAUAGUCAAGCCAAAAGUGGCCUCCAUGGAGGAAAUGGCGAGUUUCCACACAGAUGCUUAUCUGCAGCACCUGCAGAAGGUCAGUGAGGAGGGGGAUGAUGACCACCCGGAGUCUGUGGAGUAUGGACUGGGUUACGACUGUCCAGCCACUGAAGGGAUCUUUGAGUAUGCAGCAGCUGUGGGAGGAGCCACCAUCACUGCAGCCCAGUGCCUGCUGGACGGCAAGUGCAAGGUAGCAAUUAACUGGCCUGGAGGGUGGCAUCAUGCAAAGAAGGAUGAAGCUUCUGGCUUCUGUUACCUGAAUGACGCUGUCUUGGGGAUCCUGCGGCUGCGCCAGAAGUUUGACCGUGUCCUUUACAUUGAUUUGGAUUUGCAUCAUGGGGAUGGAGUUGAGGAUGCCUUUAGUUUCACCUCGAAAGUCAUGACUGUUUCUCUGCACAAAUUUUCACCAGGAUUUUUCCCAGGUACUGGUGAUGUGACAGAUGUUGGCCUGGGAAAAGGUCGCUAUUACAGCGUGAAUGUGCCCAUUCAAGAUGGAAUUCGGGAUGAAAAAUAUUACCAGAUCUGUGAAUCAGUUCUGGAGGAGGUGUAUGCUGCCUUCAACCCCGAUGCAGUUGUGCUGCAGCUGGGGGCAGACACCAUUGCUGGAGACCCCAUGUGCUCUUUCAACAUGACACCUGAGGGAGUGGGCAAGUGCCUCAAGUAUGUCCUGCAGUGGCAGCUGGCAACUCUUGUCCUGGGAGGAGGAGGUUACAACCUUGCCAACACAGCCCGGUGCUGGACAUACUUGACUGGGGUCAUCCUUGGGAGAACACUGUCCUCUGAGAUCCCUGAUCAUGAGUUCUUCACAGAGUAUGGUCCUGAUUAUGUGCUGGAGAUCACACCAAGCUGCAGACCAGACCGCAAUGAGACACAGAGAAUUAAAGAAAUUCUGGACUCUAUCAAAGGGAAUCUGAAGCACGUUGUUUAGCAGAAAAUGAAGGCUCAGGCAAGAAGAUUUCCUGUGGAGAAGACAGCAUAUUUGUCACCUCCCGCUCCCCACUGCAGAGCCAUUUGUGAGCUCCUGAAAUUCUGCACAGAGGGGCCAGAACCUGGAGAGCCUCUCAAGAAUGUCGAGGUAGAUGCAGGGCAUUGUAACAGCUCCUGUCCUGGGAGAUCUUGGAUGAACUUCCAGAUGCUCUGGUGCCCCAUGAGAGCUGCCACGAGAUGUCUCACCAAGGGUACAGGUGUACAGGUAUCUGGGGUAGAUCUUUCCCAGUGCCAGGGGCCAUGGAGCUUGACCUCUGCUGCCCUUGUCCCCUCAUUCUCCUGGCCCAUGGACUUUUUAUUGUGCUGGGUUUUUUAAAGAUCUCCAGUCACUGUGGGAAAGCAUAUUUCCUGUGGCUUUAAUUAGAUUAAGCUGGAAGAAACAGCAAGACAAAGGGGCUCCGAGCCUGGCCGUGGCUCUGUGUUUUGCUCUGUUGUUUUUCACUGCAGAUUGAAAUAACAGGAAAUCUGUGGAGAUAGGCGAGCAGGAUGUGGCUUCUGUGACUCCUGAGCCGUUGCCUACUUCUGUGUAUCCCUGACACCAGGUGUGGUGUGGUGUGGUGUGGUGUGGUGUGGUGUGGUG